This is a messenger RNA of Daktulosphaira vitifoliae (grape phylloxera), 5941 nucleotides long. It is a transcript of the gene Nup205, whose product is annotated as nuclear pore complex protein Nup205. Gene Ontology annotation, molecular function: structural constituent of nuclear pore. Lineage: Eukaryota; Metazoa; Arthropoda; Insecta; Hemiptera; Phylloxeridae. The transcript is spliced from 33 exons. Gene Ontology annotation, cellular component: nuclear pore; nuclear pore inner ring. Gene Ontology annotation, biological process: nuclear pore organization. The record is from RefSeq and is a predicted model, not a curated record. The coding region runs from base 113 to 5851 and encodes 1912 amino acids.
UUGCUCCUGUUUUUUUAGGUUAUAUUGACAUUUGAUACAACUAAAUGCAAUAGUUUAUCUUCAUUAAAAUUAUUAUUUUAAUGAAAAUAUAAAUAUUUAGUUAUUAACUAAAAUGGAGGCCGCAAUAUUACAAAGUUCAUGGUCUCCUUAUACAGAAUUAUUACCAGUUCUUGAAACUAUAUUUAUUAAUGACAGACCAAACGUUGCAUUUUUGAAACGCAUAUUACGUGCUGCCAAACCUCAUUUUUUGAAUAUUUUCAAAAACCCACCAAAAAAUGCCAAAAGUAGAGAACAAAUUUUAAAAGUAAUGGCUGAUGGUAAACCAAUUCAUAAAUUUGAAAUGUUAGCACUACCAAAAGAAAUGGCAGAAGAAGUGUUAAUUUUAUCUGAUAUGUAUGACUUGGAUGAGUUAAUGUCAUUGGAGCUUUUAAAUACUGCACGGUACCAAAAUCCAAAGUAUCCAGAAUUAUGUAGAGGACUUGUAGCAAUAUUGCUUUACUACAAUGCACAUCGUAUGCUUGUUUCUUCUUUACGAUUACUUAUAGAAGGAAGCACAGGUCGCACAUGGAUUCCACGUGUUGAUCCUGCUUGUGCUCAACAUCUUGGUCAAUUUGUUGAUCAAUUAAUGAAUGAUGGACUUUUCAAUAACAUUUUAGUUUUAUUAGAAAGUAAAGACUUAUCAAAGGAAAUUGAGUUACUCCAAAAAAAUAAAGCAAUUGGUGGACCUAAACAUCAUCAACUUGUUGUUAGUUUAUUUACUGAAAUUUGUUCGAUGUUAGCAGAGUGUGUUUUUUAUUAUUCUAUUCAAUUUGGUUUAUCUAGACAACAAUUAGUGAGCUUAUUGCAUCACUUAAGAAAAAUAAAACCUGAUGUAGAAUCACAAGGUGCCGUUUGUAAAGUUCAUCUAUUCAUGAUUACAUCUUUCUUGUAUGCUAUUGAUUUAGAUUGUAUGAACAAUUCACAAGAAAUAAGUGGUGAUACUAAAGAACAAAUUUUAUCAUCUGCCUACUCAGAACUCACCUCACAAGAAUGGGAAUGGUCUGAACUCAAAAGUAUUGCUACAUUUGGUUUAGCUGUUGCAUUUGCUAAAUUAAGAGCUACUCAACAUAUUUUUAAAAAUAAAAAUUUAGUGAAAAUUGAUGAAAUUUUAUUUAACAAUUCUAUGGAAAAUAAAGUAUUUAGAUUUUUAAAUCAAAGUAUUUUUCCGUCAGAUUGUUUACAUUAUGUGGAAUUUAUGGUAAAAAAAUUUCAUCAAUUAAUAACAGAAUUUAUAGUUAUGAUGCCUUAUGCUGUUAAAGAAAUACGUAACAAAUCUGAUGAAAUAGCACAUACUAUGCUUAUAUAUUACCAAGAAGGUUUAGAACCUCCUGCUGGUGAAGAGAAUCAUUUUGAACAAUUAUUGAUGGCUAUGGCUGGCCUAUACUCAAAAGAUCCUCUUGGUUUAAACUUAAAUCUAGAUUAUUGGCCUCCUUCAAGAGAACAGUUGAAAACUAUAAAGAUGUCAUCGUUUUUAACAGCUCAAAAGUUUCAAUCUUCAUUAUACAGAUUUAUAUGUCAAACUGGUGAUAUGUUACCUCAUAUGUUGUUUGUACCAUAUUUGAAUUUAUUAAGUGAAUUAGCAAAUUCUGAAAUUGGUGCUGAAAAUGUAUUCAAUCAUUUUUAUACUAAUGCAACAAAUUCAAAUUUAACAUGGGAUCAUUUUUUCAAAACAUUCUUAAGAUAUUAUACAAAUUUGAGACAAGAAAAUAUACCACCGAGUGAUACAGUUUAUAAAAGAAGUAGUCAGAAAGGUAUUACUUCUUUAGAAAUUCAAGGUCUUCAAGCUGUACUAAAAUUAAUCAGAAAUGUUGCAGAGCAUAGUGUGAAGUCAAAAAUUAUUAUAGUAGAACGUGCAGAGUGGGAAGCUCUUUCAGUUCUAUUGGGAUUAGUUUCUUGUCCAGUUAGAAUAUCUCUGAAAGCAGAUUUAAUAUUAGCGUUAGCUACACUUGUGAAACCUCCUCCUCCUACUACUUCUCUGAGUUUUUGGCACACUUUGGAAGCUUCACAAAUUAUUGUAACUGUUCCAACAAUUAGUAACUAUCAAAGUCGUGGUAUAAUGGCUGAAUUAGAAGAUCUUGAAACUCGUAACGAGGAAUAUCCAUUGACUAUAGCUUUGCUAAAACUUUUAACUACGUUGACUGAACAGCCCGUACCAAAUUUAUUGGGGUCAAGCACACGCACACCAGGAUUUGAUCCUUACCUCAACUUUGUUUUGCAUAAUAUAUUCCUCAAAUGUUUAUCAAGAGGUUAUAAAAAACAAAGUGAAAAAUGGGAAGUAAGUGGACUAUGCUUAGAACUUGCUUUAAAGUUUUUGGAUCAAUAUGAACCCCAUGUAACAGAUUUUGUAGGGAAUAGUAUUGUAUUGCCCGAUAAUACGUCAAUAAGUGUUAAUCCACCUCCAGGUUUUCAUAUUAUGACAUAUUUGUGCACUAAUUCUGAUUUCUUAAGAACUUUAUUAAAUAUAAUGCAUACUGGAUGUCAAAUGUUUGAUAUGUAUUCAUCAUUUAGUGGAAAAGAAGCUAUGGAAAAAACUACAUUAGUUGUAUUACGUCUUUUAGAGCAAACGCUAAGCUUGCAACAAACAUUUCUGAAUGCUUCUAUUGCUUCAGGAUCACCUCUUAUAUUUACUGGACUUCAUAAAACUCUUAUAAGCAUUAAUGUAGCUACAAAUGAGCCAGAUUAUAUAAUUGAUUUAACUAAAUUUGUAACAUAUGCCCAUCUACCAGAACAUGCCUAUCAUGCUAUACGCAUAUUAAUGACAAUAACAUCUUAUCCAAUUCCACAAUCUCAUAUGGUUUCAUAUUUUACCUCAAAUCCUCAAUUAACCACUUCUAUCAGACAUGGAUUUGUUCAGUGUUUAGAAGAAGAAGAAUCAUCUAAGUUUUUGGAAGAAACAUCAGAUGUAUCUGUUAUGAAAAAAUGUAAAGAAUCUAUUUUGAAACUCUUACUACAAUGCAUGAAUUCCUCUCCUCCAAAUUUAGCUCAUUAUUUAUUGGGCUUCAAUUUAGAAAAUAUUCAUAAAACUUGCAUUGAAAAUGCUGGAGUGGGAGGGUAUCCCCGAAAUUGUCUGCAUUCUAUUAUUGAUAUUCUUGAUGAUUCAUUGAAAAGUCGGGCUAGUGGUACUGUUAGUAAGAAUCAUGCCAAGUUACUAGAACUUUGUUAUCAAAUGAUAUAUGUUUUGGUCUCAAGCAACAGAACAUCUCGUCCAGUUUUAGUGUAUUUAAAAUCACGGAGUGAUUUUAUAUUAAGACAUGCAUCAGCAUUACCAUUUUAUACAGAUAAUACUUCCAGAAAAGUUAGCAGUAGUGAUUUAAUUCAAAUGAAUUGGUUACUUCGUAUAAUUGCUGUUGAGAUUAAGAUGCAUGUACAUCAAAACUUAUUGAUGACAUUAACAAAGCUAAUAUUAUUAUUCAUUGGAAUUGCAGAAAAGAAAAAUGUUGGAGGACCAGAACAUUUCCAGUUUACUAGUUUAUUUGAUCAUACAGCAUUAGUUAGAGAUCAUGGUAAGCUAACAAAAAAUCAAGAAGAGACUAAAGAAGAUGGAAAAAAGUUGCUCAGUCUAUUAGAAAUAGUUGAUUUAGAGUUUGAUGAACCUACUGAGGACAUGCCAGAUUUAAAGUAUCUUGAAACUAAACUGAUUAAUCAACUAUUGAGUGAGUGUGAAAUUCCUGGAAAAGUCCCAUUAAUUGAUGUAAAACAAUUGCAUAAAAUUUUAAUGAAUGAAUUGAAAUCAAUUGACAGUUCAUCCACUAUUAAAACUAAUUUACUUCAAGAAAUUCAGGAGUUUUUGGCCUAUGCUGUAAGCAUUAACGAUAAACGUUUACAAGUUAGCUGUAUGAUAAAAUAUUUUGAUGCUUGGCAUCAGUUGACUGCAGUCAUAUUUAGUAUGGCAAAUUUACCAUCAAUGGAAUUUCAACAAAGGUUUUCAUUUGUUAUUGACUUAUUGGUUUCUCUUCAAAGCAAGGUUAUACGUUUUCCACAGAUGUCAGAUUUAUCUACAUUGAUUUCCAAUUCUCAGUUACUGUUACUGAUAAAUUUGAAGAAUACUAUUGACAAACAUUUUGAGUUAUGUUCUGUAAACUUAGAUUUGAGCUUAGGUUCUUUUGUUACUGGGCAAUCAAGUGUUUAUUCUAGUAUGCUUCAGAAUAUAUUAAAAUGCAUUCAGCAAUCAGCCUCUCAAAAACUUCGAGCAAGUUUAUACUCGGCCUUGAUUGCAUUAAUUAACCUUUUGGCCACUAAUAGCCGAACAUUAACUGGCAACCCUAAACAGAAAAAUAGUUUGCAGUUUGAACAACCUAUUUUAGAUUCUGAAUCUAUUAAAUUUAUAAAAUCACUUAACUUUGAUCAAUAUCUAAGCGAAAGAAUCCUUGAAGUUAUAUGUGUAGAUUUAACAUCUGGUCAUGAUAUAUGCAAAGUUUUGUCUCAUACUUUAUGUGAACUUCUUAUUGACAUAAACCCAAAACUUAUUGGAUAUAUUUCCAAUCAAGGAUAUUUAAAAUGUAUUAUAUCUAGUCUUAUAGAGUCAGAUAAUGAAUUGAAAGAAUUAAUAACAGCUAAAAAUAAGACUUUAAAACCAAUAUAUGUUUAUGAAAAUAAAAUGAGUCUUUUAAAUAAAAUUGCUACUUACUCAACUGGUGCUGACGCUUUACUCAACCACCAAGCUAUUGCCUGUUUAUCAUCAAUGAAAACUAUUGAUGCUCACCCAUCAUUAGAAGCAAGUUUUAAGCGAUCAAUUAAAGAGUUCCUACCUGAUGAAGGUGAUCGUUAUAUGAUGAUAUGUUCACCAGCUAUGUGUUUAUGCCAAACAGUAAUGGGAACUUUGGGAAAUCAAAAUAUGACGUCUGUUCUUCAAGUAGUUUAUUAUUUAAUAAGUCAUCGUGAUGUUAUAACUAUUGCACUUACAAAUGCUGCACCAUUAUGUGAACAGUGGUAUCUAAAAGAACUUUAUCAACUAACAUCUAUGUUUGUUAAUGUGACCAAUGAUGAUAUUAGUUCAGAAAUAAAUUCUAGUGGUGAUAAAGAUAUUGCUGGAUUAUUUCAUCAUUAUAGUGUUUUAAUGCAAAAAGCUCUUACAAGAUUUGCUGUUAAUUUAUCUGUUAUAAGAUCUAUCCGUAAAAAAUGUUCUGAAGAAAGUAAUCCUAAUGAUGGUGAUAUAAAUAUCACUCUUUAUUUAAAGAUAACCUUAAAUUUAUUAAACUAUAUAUCCAACUUGAUGGAUGGUGGAUGGGCAACAGGAGGUCAAAAGUUCAAAAGAAGAAUUUUAGAAGUAUCUAUACAUAGUGAACAAUUUAAUUUGAAUUCUACUGAGGAAAAUAAUUAUACCAAUCAACUAUCAAUGGGUUCAGUUGUUUCAACAAUGGUUCAGACUGUAGAACAUUAUUUUAUGCAGUUUAAUUCAAAAACGAAAGGUGAAAGUCAGUCAUCACCAAUCCAGUUAUUUGGUGAGACAAAUUCUGAAGAAAUUGAAUUGAAUCAAAAAGAUACAGAUUAUGAUAAAAGCCAGCAUAUUGUUUGUAAACAUAUUGUUGAAGUUUGCUUGUACAUUUUAUGGGCUCAUACAGAUUUUUAUUUUAUGCAUAGUCCUGUCCAAAAUAUACACCGGCCAAAAGCAUUAAAUAGAUCAGGUAGUCCAUAUCAGAACAACGAUGAUGGCGUAACACCAGAAGAACUUAAAGAUCUAAGACAAGGUUUAGUGAAAGUAUUUAAUGACUCAUUUCUGGAGAAUCUUUAUUCUUUGAGUGAGGAUAAGUCUGAAGACAGUUUUAUCAAAGUUAUGGUCCACAGAUUGAAAAAGUUAUUACAAUUUGUUUAGAAAAUAUUUUAAAAAUAAAAGGUUUGUAAAAAAAGAAAAAAUUAAAUGUAUUUUAUAAAGGAAUAAAUAUAAUUUUUGUACUUUAAAAAA